UCAUUGUGCUCUCGCACGCUGCGGUAUUACUGUACAAGCCCUGCACUGCAUGGGAAGAGCUUUGCUGCUUCUGCUUUGUUGAUUGUUGUCUGCAUCCCGUAAUUUUGGCUGCAAGCUCCCUUACACCGCGUCUUACAUUGCAAACAUUGGUUGCAAACUCCUUCCCAUGUCAACCUGAAAGGCUUCGAGAAUGCGACCCAAGUCCCGACCAAGAUACGAACCAGACCUCCAGUAUUUGACAUCGCACUUAAGGCACCGGAAUGUCGCACUACGCUCUUCCUCUACGCAAAACACAGACAGACAACCACUACGCUCUUCCCCAGCGGCAGACGUCAGUCACCUCGACAGUGUCCUCCGCCUACUCCGCGGCAUCGAGCGCUUAUCUCCCCAGCAGGGCCAGCACGAUAACCUCCACAAAUUCCAGCUUCUACUCUAAGGGAUCACCUACGCACAAGAGGGGGGCCAGUGAGGCGGGUGACAUGAGUCCUGCUCGAACAUACGGAGGACGCAGUAGUGUGGAAAACAGUCCUGACCAUCUCUACCGCAAUGUCCGCCAAACUCUGCGGCCACUUCCGCAAGCUCCGUCUCCGAAAGGCACCUCGAAUGCUCGAAGACCUAGUGGCCAGCAUGUUCGCGCCCACACCAUCGACCGCUUCCCACAAAGCCAUUCGGAAGACCCGUUUAUUGAGAAACAUCUACAUGAGCACCAUCACGAGCCAAGCCAACCAAGGCCACACCUACAUCAUAGCGUCACGAGUCCUCAUGCCACCGCGUUCAAAGCUCCAGAUAUACAAGAGUUGCAGAAAUCCUCCACGUCACACCUAAGAACAUUGUCAAGAUUUGCCCAAGAUGGUGAUGUCGAAGAGUUCGGGAUCACAGCACCGGGACAUUCGGUGGUCGGGCUGCAAAAUCGGCGCCAGCUCAAGCGCACCGACUCAGUGGCGCCAGGUAGUCGUUCGAAAGCUAAGAGCUACGGUUGGGGCGAAAGAAACUGGAUGGACAAACAGAGACAGUUCCUACAGGCCUACGAAUACCUCUGCCAUAUCGGGGAAGCCAAAGAAUGGAUCGAGGACAUCAUCAACAAGCCCAUUCCUCCCAUUGUGGAACUCGAAGAGGCACUGCGCAAUGGAGUGACUUUGGCUGAGAUCGUACAAGCCUUUCACCCUGAUCAGGUGUUGAAGAUUUUCCGCCAUCCCAAAUUACAGUACAAGCAUUCCGACAACAUCGUUCUAUUCUUCCGCUUUCUCGAAGAAGUUGGCCUACCGGACCUCUUCCGCUUCGAACUGAUUGAUCUUUACGAGAAGAAGAAUAUUCCCAAGGUCAUAUAUUGCAUUCAUGCCCUGUCAUGGCUUCUGUACCGCAAAGGAAUGGUGGACUUCCGAAUCGGAAAUUUGGUAGGCCAGCUCGAGUUCGAGCAUCACGAACUGGAGCAAACUCAGCGCGGCCUCGACAAGGCUGGCGUUAGUAUGCCUAGCUUUUCGGGAAUGGGUGCCAGUUUCGGAGCUGAACCCGAACCCGAACCUGUUGAGUCAGAGGAGGAAAGGAUAGCACGAGAGCUCCAUGAGCAAGAGGCGGCUAUCGUGGACUUCCAAACCCAAGUUCGAGGAGCACUGGUUAGAUUACGACUUGGAGACAUGAUGCAACAGCUAUGGGACUCGGAAGAUGCCUUGAUUGACCUCCAGUCACGUAUCCGCGCGGAGUGGACUAGACAGAUUGCCGGGUAUCGGUUGGACAUGCAACGGUUUGCGACAAGUCUUCAGGCAGCAGCUCGGGGCUUUCUAGCACGUUCUGCACAAAAGAAGAAGCAGCAACAUUGGAAGUCAAGGGAGAAAGAAAUUUUGAAACUCCAGAGCCUUUUCAGAGCAGGCAAGGUGCGGACGGAAUCUCGAACACUCAAGUCCCAUGUCCGCAGACACGACGCAGGCAUUCGAGACCUUCAGGCAGCCAUUCGAGGUGCGCUUUCAAGGCGCGACGCCUUUGACCAAUAUGAAGCGACGAGGACGGCUGAAAAUGAAGUUGUCGCUUUGCAAGCCAAUAUCAGAGGUAUGCUUGCCCGGAUACAAGUUGAGAGAACCCAUGAAGUUCUCGAAAGACAAUCGCGGCAGAUAACGCAGGUCCAAUCUUGCGCCCGGGCACUGCUCGCCCGUCGUUCUCAUGGCAGGCUCCAAAACGCCCUCCAUGACUUCUCGCCAAAAUGGACUUCACUGCAAGCUGUGAUUCGAGCCAGCCAGACCCGGAGGGAACUGGCGGCGCUGAAGCGUGCCCUACGAGCCGAGUCUGCAUCUAUCAGUCAAUUCCAGGCCGCCCUGAGAGGCGCAAACACUCGAGAGAAGCAUAACUUGUUGAAGCUCUUAUUGCUGAGGCAGUCAUCCGCCACCAUUCCAGUCCAAGCUUCGAUUCGAGGUUUCUUGCUGCGCGGUCGGCUUGAAAAGCAGAAGAAACUGUUGGCUUUGCAGACUCCCAGAAUCGUGCAACUACAGUCCUUUGCCCGAGGUGCCAUUUUGCGGUUACAAACUGCAGAUACGCUCACCCAACUGGAGGAGAGCCAAGACAAGGUGGUGCUGGUGCAAGCGGUUGUUCGUGGAAUGCUCUGUCGGGGUCGAGUAGCAGACUUCCUGAGCGAGUUGGAAGCACACGAGGAAUCUAUCAUCGAUUUACAAGCAGCAAUCCGGGCAGCAGCUGUACGCACCCGGUUCGCAGAGAGGAAGCGCUAUUUCAAGGAGAACAUGGACAAGGUUGUCAAAAUCCAAAGCGUGGUCCGGGCGAAAAUCCAAGGCAAAGCCUAUAAAAGCCUGACUUCUGGCAAAAACCCACCCGUUGGAACACUGAAAGGAUUCGUGCACUUGUUGAACGACAGCGACUUUGACUUCGAAGAAGAGAUCGAGUUCGAGCGUCUACGAAAGACUGUGGUUCAGCACGUCCGUCAAAAUGAGCUUGCAGAUCAGUACAUCACUCAACUGGAUAUCAAGAUCGCUCUUUUGGUGAAGAACAAGAUCACUUUGGACGAAGUCGUGAAACAUCAGAGACAUUUUGGCGGCCAUGUGGGUGCUCUACUACCAAAUUCUGAUAUUUCUUCUAAGGAUCCGUUCGACCUGAAAGCCCUCAACAAGACGUCUCGCCGCAAACUUGAACACUACCAAGAAAUGUUCUUCUUGCUUCAAACGCAACCACAGUAUCUGUCAAGGUUGUUCAGGCGCAUUCGAGAGCAGGCCACGGCUGAAAAAGAGUGUGACCGCAUCAAACAUUUAGUGAUGGGAUUGUUUGGAUACGCGCAGAAACGAAGAGAAGAGUACUAUCUCGUGAAAUUAAUCGUGAGGUCUGUCAAGGAAGAGAUCGAUUGCUCCAUGUCUCUUCAAGACUAUCUCAGAACGAAUGCAUUUUCCAACAAGCUCUUUGCAGCCUACAGCAGAUCUCCUCGCGACCGCAAAUUCUUGCGAGAUGUCAUCGGCCCGAUGGUCAAGGAGAACAUCAUUGACAACGCUACAUUGGAUCUCGAGAGCGAUCCUCUUCAGAUUUACCUAUCCGCCAUUAAUAAUGAGGAACUGCGGACUGGUCGACGAAGUCAAAGAGAUCCCAAUGUCCCCAGAGAAGUGGCCAUCCGAGACCCAGAAACCCGUGCGACGUUUAUCGCACAUAUGCAAGACCUGCGAGACAUCACAGAUCAAUUCUUCCUCUGUCUGGAAGACUGCUUGCAUAGGAUGCCAUUUGGUGUCCGGUUCGUGGUGCAACAAACCCAGGAAUACCUCCUAGCCCGAUUCCCUGGGGAGGAUCCCGAGUUUGUCCUUCAACUAGUAGGACAAUGGCUCUGGCGCAAUUACCUCCAACCCGCCCUCGUGGAACCAGAGAAGUUUGGUGUUGCUGAUCGAGCAAUGACUCAAGAACAGAAACGAAACCUUGGAGAGAUUGCCAAAGUCUUGAAUCAGGCAGCCUCUGGGCGUGAGUUCGGGGGAGACAAUGUCUACCUCCAGCCGUUGAACAACUAUGUGCGCGAGGCUAUCGGUCGCUUCCGAGUCCUCUGGAAACAUGUUAUCUCCAUACCCACAGCGGAAGAACAUUAUGACAUUGACGAGUUCAACGACCUGUAUGCCAAGACGAAGCCGACCUUGUACAUCAAGAUGUCGGACAUUUUCUCGAUACACAAGCUGUUAUCCCACGAGAUCAGUACCGUCUGUCCCAGCCAGGACGACAUCCUUCGCGAUAUACUUCGAGAGUUGGGUAGCGUCCAAAGUAACGAGAGCGAGCUCCGAGGCGUCAGCUCCAGCGAAAUCAGUCUGACAUUGAGCCCCAAGUUCCUCGAUGUGGAAGAUCCCGAUGCAGAUGUCAAGGCGUUGUUUACCGAGACCAAGCGGUGUGUUUUGUACAUCAUCCGUGUACAAUCAGGAGCCAAUCUGCUUGAGAUAUUGGUGAAGCCCAUCUCUGAGGAGGACGAAGAAAAGUGGGAAGCACUGGUACGAGAAGAGCUGCGGCCCGGUAACAGGCGGCAUGGGGCGUACGCAGAUGCCAGCAGCCACCUUGACAUCAGCGCAUUGUCGUACCGGGAUCUCAAACGGAUUGCUUUGGAAAAUGUUCUGCAGCUGGAGUCGAUAGGUCGGCUGACCAGGACGAAUCAUUAUCAAGACCUACUCAAUGCCAUUGCAGUCGACAUACGGACCAAGCACCGUCGAAGAUUGCAACGGCAGAGAGAAUUGGAGAAUGUCCGAACCACCUUGGCACGGCUAAACGAGCAAGCCGUGUAUCUCGAACAACAGCUCAAGACGUACAACGACUACAUCGAGCAGGCGAUGGUGACUCUUCAGAACAAGAAGGGCAAGAAGCGAUUCGUCAUGCCGUUCACCAAGCAAUGGGAUCACGAAAGAGAACUUCAACGAUCUGGACGGUCUUUCAAGUUCGGCUCAUACAAGUACUCGGCACGCACGCUUGCGGACAAGGGAGUCCUCGUCCAUUGGCGAGGGUACAACGAGCGGCAAUGGGACCGAGUGGACCUGACUAUUUCUUCCAAUGAAGUCGGAGUGUUCACCAUCGACGGCAGUUCGGGUAACAUGAUGAUUCCCGGCGCGAAUGCCCAAGUCCCGCUGGAUGAUCUGUUGCAGGCACAGUUCAACAACACGCAGUUUCUGGAGUUUUUCGAGGGCGCGCUCAGGGUCAACGUCAACUUAUUCUUGCAUUUGAUCAUGAAGAAAUUUUAUAAUGAAUGAGUGAUGAAUCGAAUCGAAUUGAAUCAAAGCAUAUGCAUACUCCCAGUUAGUUCGGCGGAAAGGGUCUCGGGGGCGCGUUUUCAAUGGUUUGGAGAGCAGCACAGGCUGGUACCACUGUAGACGCUUGGAAAUUGUUGUCAAGGCGAGUACAUAGGUGAUUGUGAGCGCUGCUGUCUAGAAGCUGCGGUCUGGAGAAGUCAAGAAUACAAUCAUAGAGCCAUUGGUGUCUUGUCAAUGCUUUUCUACCGGUA
Exophiala dermatitidis NIH/UT8656 is the source of this 5446-nucleotide messenger RNA. RefSeq names its product IQ domain-containing protein containing GTPase activating protein. The record is from RefSeq and is a predicted model, not a curated record. NCBI's taxonomy places the organism in Eukaryota, Fungi, Ascomycota, Eurotiomycetes, Chaetothyriales, Herpotrichiellaceae. Gene Ontology annotation, molecular function: GTPase activator activity; protein binding. The coding region runs from base 261 to 5195 and encodes 1644 amino acids. The transcript is spliced from 2 exons. Gene Ontology annotation, cellular component: cytoplasm. Gene Ontology annotation, biological process: regulation of actin cytoskeleton organization; regulation of GTPase activity.